UUAUCUUCAGUAGUACCAUUUUUUUUAAAAAAGAUAAUGUUUGGACAUAAUGGCAUUAAAUCAAGUAUUUACAAGUUUACAAUGUGCCCAAUUUUGCAGGAUGCCUAUCUUUUUUUCUUUACGCCAUUUGAUAAAUUUCCAAGUAAAGAAAAUACAAAAAAUCAAAUCUCAUUUCUCAAUCCAAAAGAUUAUUUGUUCGAAUAUUCCAAUCGAAUUAAAGAAGGUAUUCUUUCAAAGAAGACAAAUUGGGAAUUUUCAUUGUGUGUUGGUUGCUGUAACAAUACUGCUGAUAUUGUUAUUAUCCCUUGUGGACAUACUGUAUUUUGUUCUCGUUGCGAGACUAAAUGGAAAGAUAAAUGCCCUUAUUGCAAAAGUGAAUUGGGACUUGAUUUGAAAUUUUCUCGUUGUAAAAGCCGUCUUCCAUCAAAACAAUGUUUGGUUUGUCCAAAAUACUUUGACUGUCACAAAAUGGAUUGUAUGUUAUUUCCUUGUGGUUGCAUUAUUGGAUGUUGUUUAUAUGCUGAAAAAGCUAUUGUGCCGAGUGAAGGAGGUAAAUGUCCAAAUUGUAAUGAAGAAGUUAGUUCUUUACAAAAAGUUUUUAUUCAACAAGAUGCUUGUUCUUAAGAGAGAGAAAAUAUGUUUUGUUGUUAAGUUUGACAUUGACAUAUUUUUGAGA
This is a messenger RNA of Meloidogyne enterolobii, 676 nucleotides long. The record is from the annotation of a GenBank genome assembly. Lineage: Eukaryota; Metazoa; Nematoda; Chromadorea; Rhabditida; Meloidogynidae.